AUGAAGGCCAACGUUAUCGCCGCAACCCUCCUCGCCGCCUUCUCGGUUGGCGCUUUUGCCCAGCGUGAUGCCAACGUCCCUGGCGGCCCCGGGCCCGCGGAUGGCAAGUUUCCUACCGGUUUCCCUAUCGGCCCCGACGGCCCGAAGCCCACCGAUGGCAAGUUCCCUACCGGUUUUCCUGCCGGCCCUGGCGGCCCGAAGCCCACAGGCUUCCCCGGUUUCCCUGUCGGUCCCGGCGGCCCGAAGCCCACAGGCCCCCCCGGUGGAGGCUUCCCGGGCUUCCCCCCUCAGGUCCCUGGCGCUGCUCAACCUUCUGGUGGCUUCGGCCACCACUCCGGCUUCCGCAUCCACACCCGCAAGUCUCCCAAGCCGACUCACUCCGCUUAA
Molecule: messenger RNA, 387 nt
Organism: Colletotrichum graminicola M1.001
Lineage: Eukaryota; Fungi; Ascomycota; Sordariomycetes; Glomerellales; Glomerellaceae
Exons: 1
Coding region: 1-387 (128 amino acids)
Source: RefSeq, a predicted model, not a curated record